Molecule: messenger RNA, 1644 nt
Organism: Oppiella nova
Lineage: Eukaryota; Metazoa; Arthropoda; Arachnida; Sarcoptiformes; Oppiidae
Source: the annotation of a GenBank genome assembly
AUGGAUCCAUUACUACAACCAGACGUCGAAAAUGUAACAGUUAACAGAUUUACGGGAGUUGAUACGGAAGGACUAAAACGAGACCUUCAAAGGUAUGCAAACAAUUCAUAUGAAUCUGUAGACAACCCCAGAAUCUCAUUGCAAGACAUCGACGCUAACGACAACAUGUCGUCCCAUCAGAAUCUGCUGAAUAUGGAGAUUAGCACUAAUGCUAUUCUGAAUGUGUGCAUAGGUUGUAAUGAGACAUAUACGGGUGACUCGGGUGAGAUCAAUGUAAGGGUAAACAUCACCGAAAUGACAUCCGAUUUAUGGAUAUGUCGGGUGUAUAUAGUGGUCGACCACACAAAGAGCAUAUCGUUAACAAUCGACGAGAUUAAUGCCAAGUCUUAUGUGGACUUACUUUACAUAUACAACGGCAAUGAGAAACGGGAUUCAACAACAAGAACAUUUAACAUGUUCGACAAUAUCACAUAUGAAAACAUUAAAUGGAUAGAUGACGAGGCCUUCCAAUGCAACAGAACCUAUAUUGGUGAUAGUGGUGAUAUAAGCCUGGUCCAACAAGCUUCUGAGCUAACAAUACCAUUGAUAUGCUAUUGGAGUAUAAGUGUGGCCACCAAUAUGAGUUGUGGACUUGAAUUAACUGAACGCCAGGGUAUUAUCCAUAGUCCUGGUUAUCCCAAUGGAUAUUACAAUAAAAUUAACUGCGAGUGGAAGAUACGGGUGCCUAAGAAUCACACCAUUAUAUUACAUUUUAUCGAUUUUCAAACAGAGGACUCUGAUCAUUUAGAAAUCGACCCAAACGUGACAUUUUUGGUGUCGGCAUACAAUGUGUUACUAAAAGUACAUUCAAAUCAUGUGAAGACCAUUGCUAUGAAUGGCGAUCGAGUGUCCGCUCUAUUGGAUUACAAUCUAAAAGAUGAUCGCAUUGUUUGGUUUGAUCCGCAAAAACAUAAAUUUAUACUGAAGUCCAUUGAAUCAACUGUUGAUAUGUCCGAUGAGAUCGAUGUCGUGGGACAGCCUAAUAGUCUAUUACUCGAUUGGGUCAACGAUUUACUCUAUUGGAUAGACAUUAAGUCAAAGACAAUCAAAGUUUUGCAUUUCAAAGACACUGAGAGUGUGUAUACUGUUUGUGAUAUAAAGACUGAAAAUCCUCGAGAUUUAGUGAUAAAUGUUGUGAAAGGAGUACUCGUUUGGAGUAAUAUUGGGUUUGAGGCAAACCUAAUGCAAACACAUUUAGACGGAAUCGACUAUCAGACACAACGAUAUUAUUUCAUUGAUAUCAACGAUCACUCGCUCUAUAGUAUAGACUUCGAUGGAAAUAAUGAGACAUUUAUUUUAAAAUCCAAAGAACUCUUCGAUGAAAUCCAUUCGAUUUCAAUCUUUAAUAAUGACUUAAUUCCGGAACUGGAUUUACAGUUAAACAGAGCACAUACAUCGAUCGGCGAGAGUUUACUUAUUUUAAAAUUAUGGAUCCAUUACUACAACCAGACGUCGAAAAUACUAAAACGAGAUCUUCAAAGGUAUGCAAACAAUUCACGGGAAUCUGUAGACAACCCCAGAAUCUCAUUGCAAGACAUCGACGCUAACGAUAACAUGUCUUCGCAUCAGAAUCUGCUGAAUGGAGAAAUAACUGAGUUCAAUUAA